CAAAGGCAAAAGUUGGAUGAAAUUUAUCGCGGAUAUCGAACAGCUGAAUUGCUGUUGAAGAGAAGACGCAAAGUGUGAAGGAAAAAUGCUAACUGACAAACCUUGUGCAGAGAUGGAAAAAUCACGAUUCCGUUGCUUGUCUGUGAAUUCUGAAAAAAGAAAAUUUGAAGAUGAAGGCAUAGCUACAAAGACGUCAGAUGAACAAAAACAAGUUGAGGCAAGUGUGCUGAAGUGCUAUAACACAUUCAAGUCAUCUCUCGAUAUUUACCCAGAUGUCCCAUUCCUUGAACGAGAAAGUCAUGUGGAGUUUCUGCUGAAGGGCCUCAGGAACCUUUCUUCAUCUUAUGAGUGCCUUGAUUCGAGCAGACCAUGGCUGUGUUACUGGAUACUCCACAGUCUCGAGUUGUUGGAGGUGCCCAUUCCGGAAGAGAGAGCCUUGGAAAUUGCCAACUUUAUUGGACGAUGCCAAGACCCAAGGGGUGGUUUUGCAGGAGGACCUAUGCAGUUCCCACACCUGGCACCAACAUAUGCAGCUGUAAAUGCCCUGUGCAUACUUGCUAACAUCACAGAGAAAGUAUUGGAUGUAAUAGACAGACAAAAGCUGUAUGAAUACCUCAUGAGAAUGAAAACAGAGGAUGGAGCAUUUAAGAUGCACGAUGGAGGAGAAGUUGAUAUCAGAGGUGUUUACUGUGCUCUGAGUGCUGCCCGACUGACCAACAUCAUGACCAAAGAGCUUGUGGAGGGCACAGCCGACUUCAUCACAAGAUGCCAGACAUAUGAAGGAGGCUUUGCUGGCUUCCCAGGAAUGGAGGCCCACGGAGGGUAUUCAUUCUGUGGUAUUGCUGCUUUGGUGUUAUUGGGCCACACAGAGAGAUGUGAUGUUCAAGCUCUUUUGCGCUGGACAGCCAACCGCCAGACCAGACUUGAAGGUGGAUUCCAAGGUCGUACCAACAAAUUAGUAGACGGCUGCUACAGCUUCUGGCAAGGAGGCAUUUUCCCUAUCAUUCACAUGAUUAUGUGCACUGAAGAUGAUGAUCCUAAUCUCAGCCCAGGCCGCUGGAUGUUCCAUCAGGAGGCUCUUCAAGAAUACAUUCUCAUAUGCUGUCAGCAUUGCUAUGGCGGCCUCAUUGAUAAACCAGGAAAACCACGUGAUCACUACCACACCUGCUAUUGCUUAAGUGGCUUGUCUGUGGCCCAGCACUUUGUGGGUGGAUCUCUGACCCAAGACGUUGUCAUCGGAAAUCCACAGAACAAACUUCGACCCGUGCAGCCAGUCUACAAUCUCAGUCUUGAUUCCGUCAUGAUGGCCCACAAGUAUUUCUCCAAGAAGAACAUGCCAAACAGCCAGGAAGCCCACAAAGGCCCCUCUGACUCAUCCUAGUGGAUGUUUUGUACUUCGUUGCGGUCCAUGUUAUCUCCACUGUCUGUCUGAAAUGGGCUUUGUAGAACAAAUGUGAUUUUUUGCCUCAGUGAGCUGAGUAAAAAUGUACUGAGUAUCGUAGGAAGUGGAUCUUGUUUGUGAACUUUUGCUUAAUUGUUUCAUGAUAAUUUGUGAAUAUGAAAGCUGGAAGGUUUGGGUUUUAAUCUGAGGAAGUCUGGCCAGUUGAACACAUUACAGUGCAACCGGCCCGGGAUUGCCUGUAAGUUUCUCUGUAUGCAUCACCCUUAUGGGCCUGGAAUCGCCCGCUCAGAUUCAGAUUAAUCAGAAGGAGAACCUAGGUCUAGAGCCCAACGCAUGAGUGAGAGUGAAGGGUGAUUGGUCAGACACACUGAUUGAAGUAAAGUUAGAACAUUUCCAAGAACCUGUGCAUACAAAGUUAUAUUUUUCUGAAACUAUGUAUUCAUUUCUUUUUCUAAUUUUUAUUUUAUCAGAAUUGUUUGAAUUUGGUAUAUUUUUAGAAUGUUUUUCAAAAAUAGUUCCUUUCAUCUGGUGUGAGUUACCUCCCCUUGCUUAAGAUUCAGGGGAAUAGAAUUACCGUCCAGACCCUGUAGGUGUAAUGUGUUAAAAUCAAAUGAAGUGGCUGUUGCUUUUUCCUGUCCAUUUUAUGUUAUGAUCUGAUUAAACCUCAUCAUUCGUUGA
Aplysia californica (California sea hare) is the source of this 2080-nucleotide messenger RNA. Its product is annotated as protein farnesyltransferase subunit beta. Gene Ontology annotation, molecular function: protein farnesyltransferase activity. The transcript is spliced from 13 exons. Bases 86 to 1381 code for a protein of 431 amino acids. Gene Ontology annotation, cellular component: protein farnesyltransferase complex. The record is from RefSeq and is a predicted model, not a curated record. NCBI's taxonomy places the organism in Eukaryota, Metazoa, Mollusca, Gastropoda, Aplysiida, Aplysiidae. Gene Ontology annotation, biological process: protein farnesylation.